UCUGUAUGAGACAAAGUGCUUAAACAUUUAAGUUGGCUUUGUUAUAGUUUUGUUGUAGCUGCUAGUCUGUGUAUAUUUCUGACUUCCCCUUUCUUGUAAUUUUAGUGAAAGAUGACAUUUAAGAAAGACUUUAAGCAACAAAUGGUGCCUGAGUGGGAGAAAGAAUACAUGGAUUAUGAAGGCCUCAAAAGAAUAUUGAAAGAGAUGAAAAGUAGGAAACAAACUAAANACAACAGGUCAUUGCAGCACAGACUGAAACUUGAAAGAGCAUUCAGUGGACUUCACUUGCAAGGUAGCAAUCACAAGAGAGAGGAGGAUAAUGAAGAACAGGUUAUAGAAGUUAAGACAUUAGAAGAAGAAGGUGGUUCCAAACAGUCAUAUAAGACUAACUUUCACAAGCUCAAUGAAGAAGGAGGAGAAGCUGAGGCAAGACUCUUUCAAAAGCUUGAUGAAGAGCUCAACAAGGUCAAUGCAUUUUACAAGGAUCAGGUGGAAGCAGCCAACCAUGAAUCCAACCUUUUGAGUAAACAGGUGGAGGCUUUGGUUGCUCUAAGAGUAAAGGUCAAAAGUCCUGAUGUAGAGUUGAUGCAGAUUGUCUCCUCACCUAAAGAGACUGCUGAUCAAAAUCAUCAGCAAAAAGAUUCUAUGAUAGGCCCUGAAGUUGAUCCUGUUCAACAAACCAAUAGAAAUAUUCAUCAUCAUGAGGAGCAAGCAGAAGCACACAAUAAUUACAACAGAAGAGAUCCCUUGGAAAUCCUUGAGCAUGUAAAGGUUGAUGAUUCUCUUCAAUGUCCAAAAUCAACAAUUAAAAAAGCUUUUACUGAUUCCAGUGAUAAUGAAUUGAGCAUCAGCAAAGAGGAGCUGAAAAAAAUUGAAAAGCAACUAAGACUUGUGUUUGUUGAGUUCUAUCAGAAACUCCUCCAUCUCAAAGACUACAGUUUUAUGAACCUGUCAGCAUUUUCCAAGAUCAUGAAGACCUAUGAAAAGCGUACAUCAAGGGCAGCAUCUACAGUCUACAUGAAAGUAGUGGAUAAUUCUUAUCUGGGAAGUUCUGAUGAGGUUAAUUUUCUAUUGGAGAAAGUAGAGUCUACCUUCAUCAGAAACUUCACACGCUCAAAUCACAAAAAGGGGAGGAAGUUAUUAAGACAAAAAGCAAAAACAGAAAAGCAAAGCAUAACAUUUAUCACAGGUUUCUUUUCUGGUUGCUUUGUUGCUCUAUUGGUUGCUACCAUAUUUAGAAUAACAUCUCAGCAAUUCAUAAAGAAGAAGGGGACAUCUUACAUGGAAAACAUUUUCCCACUGUACAGUCUUUUUGGAUAUAUCACUCUACAUAUGCUUGUGUAUGCUGCAAACACAUAUUAUUGGAAGCGUUAUCGGGUCAAUUAUCCAUUCUUAUUUGGCGUCAGGGCUGGAACUGAAUUGGACUACAGAGAAAUUUUCCUUCUGACCUCUGGUCAUGCAGUGGUAGCACUUUUAUGUUUCUUGAUAAAUUUGCAGAUUGAAAUGAACUCAAGGAGUCAACAGUAUAAGACAGUCACUGAAAUUGUUCCUCUGAUCUUAGUCGUUCUAGUUCUUUUGAUUACCUUUUGCCCUCUCAACAUCAUAUAUCGCUCAAGUCGUUUCUUCUUUAUCCGAUGCUUAUUUCGCUGUAUAUGUGCUCCUGUUUUCAAGGUUCGUCUUGCAGAUUUCUUCUUGGCUGACCAGCUUACUAGCCAGGUCCAAGCAUUCAAGAGUGUGGAGCUUUACAUAUGCUAUUAUGGGCUUGGAGAAGACUCAAGGAGGCAAAAGAAAUGUCAAACUCAUGGUAUCUAUAACAUACAGUAUUUCAUCGUUGGCAUCAUUCCUUAUUGGUUUCGGCUAGCACAGUGCAUGCGUCAAUUCUAUGAAGAGGGAGACAUCAACCGUGCAUUCAAUAGUUUAAAUUAUCUAUCAACAAUUACUGCCAUGGUCUUUCGGACAGCCUUUGAACUAAAGAAGGGAAGAAGUUGGAAAGUGUUGGCAUUGGUAACUUCAGCACUGGCAGUUCUUCAGAACACAUAUUGGGACAUUGUUAAGGACUGGGGGCUCCUGCAAAGGCUUUCAAAGAACCCCUAUUUGAGAGAUAAACUAAUACUUCCCCAUAGAAGUAUCUAUUUCAUAGCCAUGGUUGUGGACAUAGCUCUUAGAAUUUCAUGGAUGCAAUUGGUGUUUGAAAUGAAUUGGAGUCCCCUUCGUAAAGUGACAAUGAUUACAGUUACUUCCUGCCUUGAGAUUGUUCGUCGAGGCAUUUGGAACUUCUUCAGGUUGGAGAACGAACACUUGAACAAUGUUGGAAACUACCGUGCCUUCAAAUCCGUUCCUCAUCCUUUCAGUUACUACGAUGAGGAAAAGGACAAGAAUGAGUAGGACAAGGAUGAUCUGGUCAGAAGGGACAGUUCUGCUUUUCGUUACGAAACAUCUAUAAUUUUAGAAAAAAAAAAAAUCAUUAUUGUUAAGAUAUCCUAAAUAUUCUAUUAAAGGAUAUUAGGCAAUUAAAUAUUGUAUUAGUUAUAAUUUAAAUUUUAUUUUAAUUUGUGCAGAUUUGUG
Molecule: messenger RNA, 2565 nt
Organism: Vigna radiata var. radiata (mung bean)
Lineage: Eukaryota; Viridiplantae; Streptophyta; Magnoliopsida; Fabales; Fabaceae
Product: phosphate transporter PHO1 homolog 10-like
Exons: 14
Coding region: 112-2385 (757 amino acids)
Biological process (GO): cellular response to phosphate starvation; phosphate ion transport
Cellular component (GO): trans-Golgi network; Golgi apparatus; plasma membrane
Molecular function (GO): inositol hexakisphosphate binding
Source: RefSeq, a predicted model, not a curated record